Engraulis encrasicolus (European anchovy) is the source of this 911-nucleotide messenger RNA. It is a transcript of the gene baalcb, whose product is annotated as BAALC binder of MAP3K1 and KLF4 b. Gene Ontology annotation, cellular component: cytoplasm. The record is from RefSeq and is a predicted model, not a curated record. Lineage: Eukaryota; Metazoa; Chordata; Actinopteri; Clupeiformes; Engraulidae. The transcript is spliced from 3 exons. The coding region runs from base 98 to 688 and encodes 196 amino acids.
CACCACACAGUGGUGUGCAAAACCAGGGCCCAAGGAGGCUUGGUUCUGCAUUGGGGACCCUCGCCCCCCUCCCCCUGCGCCAAGCCCAGAGAGGGCAAUGGGUUGCGGAGGGAGCAGAACGGAUGCACUGGAGCCUCGCAAUCGCAACCUGGAGAGUUGGACCAAAGAAACUGAGUCCACUUGGCUGGCCAGCACGGACACUGAUGUACCCCUCUCCUCUAUUCAGAGCAUCCCCUCGGAAAGCUCCUCCUCAGACAUGGGGUUCAUCUCGGACAAAACAGCUAAUAUUGAUUUAUUCGAUGACUGCCUCCCUGCCCCUGCCCAGGCAUACCUGAAGGUGUGCUCCUCCAUGUCUGAGGUGGCUCUGAGCCGCGGCGACCCCAAAGCAGAGGCCAAGCUGGGGGGUGGUGGUGGCACGAUUCCCCCUCCCAAUCCCCCUAGCCCUCAGGACCCCGCUGCCUCCCCUGGCACCACCACCGUUGAGAAGAGGAGCGUCUUACGAACAGAGGAAAUAACAAAAUGGCAGGACAACAAGAUGUCUACCAAGCAGGUGACCAUCACUGUGACCCAGAGCAUCCGGCAGGUGGACAAGAGCGGGAAGAUCAAGGAGAAGUCCCACACCACCUACGAGGUCAUGACCCCUGUGGAAAGGCUCAAGGACGGCAUGGCAAACUCCACAGUCAAAUAAGUCCCAAACACAGCUAAGAAAGCACAAUGCAUCAAUCUUUUUCCAUGUUGGCUGUCUGAGGUUGAUUCAUGAUGGACUGGAUUAGGACUGGACUGGACUGGACAGAAUCGUAUGACAAAUAUCACAUUCUUUUAAGAAAAAGUGCAUUAACACACAUGGUUGAAUGCAGUGGAUGUGAAGAAAAAGUUUUCAAAAAAUGUAUCGGUAUUGAUAACAAUGAUUG